UCGGAGUUGAAAGGAACUUCCUUUAAUACCGAAUUUCGAGUGUAUCGAAACAGUCAUAAAAACAGUAUAUUAUAGUAAUAGUUCCAUAGUGCUGUGGUUAUGGAGGUGAAGGCCAGAGCUCCGGGGAAAAUCAUUCUAUCCGGCGAGCACGCCGUCGUCCACGGAUCCACCGCCGUCGCCGCCUCCAUCGACCUCUACACCUACGUCACUCUUCGAUUUCCCACUCCGUCUGACGAUGAUGACAACUUGAAACUCCAGCUUAAGGAUAUGGCAUUAGAAUUUUCAUGGCCAAUUGGUAGAAUAAAAGAAGAACUGCCCGGCUUGGGUUGUCCUGAUUCAUCAAUAGCAACCUCAUGCUCAAUUGAGGCAGCGAAAGUACUUGCAGCUCUAGUUGAGGAACAAAAUAUUCCAGAGGCAAAGAUCACACUUGCUUCUGGAGUGUCAGCUUUUCUUUGGUUGUACACAUCUAUCCAAGGAUAUAAGCCUGCCACGAUAGUUGUCACUUCUGAGCUUCCUAUAGGUUCAGGUUUGGGGUCCUCUGCUGCAUUUUGUGUUGCACUCUCUGCGGCUUUGCUUGCGUUUUCGGACUUGGUAAAGAUAGAUUUGAGCCACCAAGGAUGGGUAAUGUUUGCGGAAGAUGAACUUGAUCUGCUAAACAAAUGGGCUUUUGAAGGUGAAAAGAUAAUCCAUGGAAGGCCAUCUGGAAUUGACAAUACUGUGAGCACUUAUGGUAACCUGAUCAAGUUCAGGUCGGGGAGUUUGACACGCAUCAAGUCCAAUUUGCCCCUCAAAAUGCUCAUCACAAACACAAAAGUUGGAAGAAACACAAAGGCUCUAGUAGCUGGCGUCUCUGAGAGAACCUUAAGGCACGCAAAUGCCAUGAGUUUUGUGUUCAACGCUGUAGAUUCGAUUAGCGAGGAACUAGCCUCAAUUAUCCAGUCACCCAUUGGUGACGACCUGUCAGUGCCUCAGAAGGAAGAGAAGAUAGAGGAGUUAAUGGAAAUGAAUCAAGGUUUGCUCCAAUGCAUGGGGGUCAGCCAUGCUUCAAUAGAAACUGUUCUUCGAACGACAUUGAAGUACAAAUUGGCUUCCAAAUUGACAGGAGCUGGUGGUGGAGGAUGUGUUCUGACACUCUUGCCCAAUUUACUAUCAGGUACGAUUGCUGACAGAGUAACAUCUGAUCUGGAGUCAUCCGGGUUCCAGUGUUUCACUGCUGGAAUUGGAGGAAACGGUGUUGAGAUUUACUUGGGUGGUUCAUCCUGAUUUUUUUCAGUGGAGUAAGUUCAAGCUAUACUGUCAACCAAUAAUUAAGAUGCACAAAUUGCUACCGUCCUUGUUACCGCCUCUGUUUGUACACCAAUCUGUUGUAAUUUUGAUUCUGACUGUUGAGUUGAUUUAAACAGCAUUUUCCUUGUUGGCCAUCCGUUUUACAAAGUAAUUUCUCAUUUGUACCACACAGCAACCUCGCAAGUAACACUUGAUUAUAAUUAAGAGAGUCGCAUCAUCUUAUGGAUUAAAUUAA
Morus notabilis is the source of this 1522-nucleotide messenger RNA. Its product is annotated as mevalonate kinase. The transcript has 5 exons. The coding region runs from base 100 to 1263 and encodes 387 amino acids. Gene Ontology annotation, biological process: isoprenoid biosynthetic process. The record is from RefSeq and is a predicted model, not a curated record. NCBI's taxonomy places the organism in Eukaryota, Viridiplantae, Streptophyta, Magnoliopsida, Rosales, Moraceae. Gene Ontology annotation, molecular function: mevalonate kinase activity; ATP binding. Gene Ontology annotation, cellular component: cytoplasm.